Caenorhabditis sp. 36 PRJEB53466 is the source of this 1262-nucleotide messenger RNA. The record is from the annotation of a GenBank genome assembly. NCBI's taxonomy places the organism in Eukaryota, Metazoa, Nematoda, Chromadorea, Rhabditida, Rhabditidae.
AUGGAGCAAAAGACAAUAUUGCUUCUGAAUGUUGUGGCCAUACAAUUCAUUUCGAUUUUCUCCGAUUAUUGGAUUUCGAUCAAAUUUCGGAGUGUAAGAUGUCAUUCUGUUACGUUUUCUGAACUAAACGUUUCCAGAAGUCGCCUCCAAACUGUCAAAUGCACAUUUCCCAUCAAUUGGCCCAUUUGGACUGUGGAAAUGUCUCUUUCACGCUCGUCCACCAACAUUCCAACCUUUUCCGUCAAUGCAACGAUAUUUCGGGUGAGGGUUUCAACAAACAAUUACAAAAAAAAGGAGAAGCUGUGAAAAAUGCAUUAGUUUAUGAUAAAAUAAAUAAUUCAGAAGGAUACCGCCGAAAUUUAUCGAGAAGUGGCUCUUUGUAUUCCGACAACUGUCAUUGGUUUCUCGUCGAUCAAAAGUACCGAAAAAGUGUGAUGCAGUCGAAUUUCGUGCUCGGUCCGGUGGUUUUCUGAAAAAAUCACAUUUUAUUGCAAUUUUCCUUAACGUUGAUGACAUUUUUCAUAUAUCCCACUUUUCCAGAUCUAAUCUCUCUGCUAAUCUCGCUGAUUGCUCCGAUUUACGCGCUCAUCGGCUACUUUUUCUCUAAAACCGCCAAGGGGGUGAUUCGUGCGCUGUCCGUCUCGACGUUCGCCUCUUUCGUGCCGAUUCUCACGACAAUGUUCAUUAUUCACUCGACGAAUACGCAGGAACCGCCCAAAAACGAGUAUCAGGUGUUGUACUACACCGAAUCUGAUUGGAGCCUUCUUUGCGCCGCUAUGGGAUGCUUUUUGAGUGAGUUUCAAUCUCACUGAUCUUUGGCCCACUUGCUAUAAUCCGAUCUGGCACAAACUUUGAAGGCUCUUUGGUCUAGGAUUCAAAUAUAUAUAGUGAUUUUAGGUCGAAAAGAAGUCUGACAUUUUCGCGAAAAUCCGGACUUUUGGGCCUGAUUCGCUGUACCUCGGGACCAGACAUUCCGAUCGAUCUGAAACUUGGACCGAAACAAAUUCAAUCCAAGUCCAGAAGGCCUGCAAAGUUUGGUCCCAAUAGGAGUAUUGCAAAUGGGUCAAACGCCAAGGAAUUUCACAAAAAUCACUCUUUUUCCUGCAGUGGGCCUCACGACGCACAUCUGCAUGGUCGAACACCGUCAUUCUGUGGAGCGACAGCUCAGCCAGAAGCGCAGGCGCCAACUGCACAACGCGCUCAUGUCCUCAUGCCGUCAGGACAUUGCGAUGGCCAUCAGGGCAAGAAUGACUGUGAUUUGA